Closterium sp. Naga37s-1 is the source of this 1677-nucleotide messenger RNA. Lineage: Eukaryota; Viridiplantae; Streptophyta; Zygnematophyceae; Desmidiales; Closteriaceae. The record is from the annotation of a GenBank genome assembly.
AUGAAUAAGUACGCCAUGUUCGCUCCCGGUACCGACCGCACCAUCAGCAAGGAAGAAUGGCGCCGCCAGCAGGCGACGCUGAUUAAAGCCAUCGACCCGGAAUUCUCGGGUAGCCUCGUGUGCCCUGUUACCGUCCGCAACUGGCGGAAACUCGAGGAGAGCGCCGCGUCGUCAACUGUCGACAACGCGGCGGCAGACCUGUCGGAUUUCAACGGCAUGGCGGCUGCUACGGAAACGACGGCGGCGGUGGAUAAACCGGCGCCUCCGCCGAGUGCGGAGGGUGUAUCAGCAAGCUAUUACCCGCGUUCUGUGGCUUCCUCGACCCCCACGUCCUCGGUCUCCACCUUCGCCGAUUCUUCCGCGUCUGGCGCAUCAAGCGCGUCGCUUUCUCCCAGUCCCCCUCCCCCGGGUGCGCUCGACGUCCCCCCUUCCCCCAGUGCCGCCACCGCACCCGUCACCGCACCCGCCGCCGCACCCGCCGCCGCACUCGCCGCCGCACCCGCCGCCCCCGGUAGUACCGGCACGUCGGCCGCCAGCUCCCCCGCCAACUCGGGGAAGCUCCCGCGCGCCCGCAUGUCGCUCGCGCAGCAGAUUCGCGAGCAGCAGAUGAACUCGGGCAGAUUCAAACCUUUCGCGUCGGGCAGAGUUUCCGACGGGAUGUCGGGCAGUGGGCGGUUCCCCAUGUCGCCCCUGGAACCGAAUUCGGGUCCCAACUCGGGAAGGUUCUCCGCAGUUUCGCCUUCUUCCAGCCAAGGUAACUCGGGUGCGUUUCCCAGUCCCGCCGCGCACUACGCGACGAGAUCGAUGGGCGCGGGCGGGGGCGGCGCAAGCGGGCCGCUCAUGAUGGCGCAGCCGGCGGCGCUUUGGCGACUGAGUAGCGACGGGCAUCGCAUGGCGGGUGCGACGAUGGAGCAGAGUCGCAUGGCGGGUGCGACGAUCAAUACCAUGCAGCCGGGCCAGCAGGCUCCGCCGAUGGGCUUCUGCAUGGGCGCGCAGGGCAUGGGCGCGCGGGGCAUGGGCGCGCAAAUGAUGGGGGCUCCUGGUGCGAUUAUGGGCGUUCCCCCUGCGACGAGCCCCCCUGCGAUGGGUGGUCCGUCGCAGAGCAAUAAUCUGUCGCCGCGCGAUAUGAUUCUUCUCCGCCCGAAUAAGUGGAGCGGCGCCAACGUCGCCGAUGCUCCCCUCGUCCCGACCUUCGGCUCGUCCGCCUUUUCCGAUACUGCAUCGCAAUGUUCAAGCCAAGAUUCGUUCGCCUCCACCCCUCAGCUCUCUCGACCCGUUCCGUCCUUCGCCUCGCGCCCGCCUAACACGGGCAGCUGGGAUGGCGGCAAUGCGGAUGACGACGAUGAGAAAGAGCUUGAUUUCUCCUCAGUCCGCUCCUCUCCUCAGCAACAGCAACAGCAGCAGCAGCAGCAGCAGCAGCAGCAGCAGCAGCAGCAGCAGCAGCAGCAGCAGCAGCAGCAGCAGCAGCAGCAGCAGCAGCAGCAGCAGCAGCAGCAGCAGCAGCAGCAGCAGCAGCAGCAGCCUCCGCAGCAACAGCAGUGGCAGCAGCAGCAGCAGCCGCCCACGCAGCAACAGCCGCCCACGCAGCAACAGCAGCAGUGGCAGCAGCAGGGACAGCAGCAGCAGCAGUGGCAGCAACAGCAGCCACAGCAGCCUCAGCAACAGCAGUCAUUUUAG